Messenger RNA from Vollenhovia emeryi, 1486 nucleotides. Its product is annotated as vesicle transport protein USE1-like. Bases 94 to 828 code for a protein of 244 amino acids. Gene Ontology annotation, molecular function: SNAP receptor activity. The transcript has 4 exons. Gene Ontology annotation, biological process: retrograde vesicle-mediated transport, Golgi to endoplasmic reticulum. The record is from RefSeq and is a predicted model, not a curated record. Lineage: Eukaryota; Metazoa; Arthropoda; Insecta; Hymenoptera; Formicidae. Gene Ontology annotation, cellular component: SNARE complex; endoplasmic reticulum.
AUAAUUUUUAUACGUAGUUGAUGUAAGAGUUUUGAUUGUACAAACACUCAACGUGUAAAUUUCUUGUUUCAGUACAUACAUUCUCUAGACGACAUGAUGAACAAGCUGCGAGCUCUGCCAAGCAAACCACCCAAGCGUACUAUAACAGGAUACUAUAUGAGGAUCUACCCUAAACGGAUAGAGUUUAUAACGGGAGUAUUAGACGCGAUGAAGCUGUCGAACCCGGAGGAGAGGAUGGUCGUCACGGAAUUGUUGUGGAAACCCUCGCUGUUUAUCACUAAUUCCAGUACAAACAUCACGACGCAGAUAUUCCAGGAGAAGGUCGCCAAGUACAAUCGGGAAUUACGGGCGGAAUUGUUCCACAGCGACAAAGACGCGGGUAAGGACGGUGUGCAACAUAGAUUGUCGAGCUCCAAUAUCCAGGACGACGAUCUGGACGCUAUCCUGAAGUACAAUCGUAACAUCCAGGAGAAGAUCGCCGAGAAUAUGCCCUCCAUGACCAGCACCAUGAAGGAGCGCGCACUGGCGGCGAGCGCUAUCAUAAAGAAGCACAUCGGCAGGCUGGAAAUGUCUGACAAGCUGACCGACGUGAAUGCUGUUGAAUUGAAGAAGGAGUCCCUCAAGUUGGAAGAGCACACCAACUCAAAGGAGAGGUGGUGGGAUUGGUGGUGGGAUUGGUUUAUUAUGAUAGCCUUCGUUCUGGGUGUAUUUUGCGGCAUGGUGUUAAAUAUAUAUACAGUAAAACGUCCCACAUCUGCGCCGGUCGGGACCGGAACUGACCCAACAUCUGCGUCAGAAAGCGGCGGUGGUGGGGGAGCUACCUUUUGAAAACGCGAAGAUGUGGGACGGAAACUAGCGAAGAUAUGGGACGCGCGCAGAUGUGGGAAGCGCAGAUGUGGGACGUUUUACUGUAUGGCGAUACAAAAAGACUUAGAUAAUCGUUACGCGCGCUACUGUCAGACGUCAGUCCGCCUAGGUGAGUCAUUGGAUUGGUGUUAUGAUGAUAGAAUAACACAGCCAUGAGUGUGCUUGUGAAACCACUUGUGCCACCUAAAACCACUUGGAAACCCGGUAAAUAUACCACGAAAUCGCGCCGUGGCGUCUGGCGUGGACAAUGCGUAACUCGUGGCCCGGUUAGGCGCAAUUUGUUAACGUUAUCUGAUUAAUUAUUGUAAAGUACUUGCCUAUGGAUUUCGUCAGGAUAAGGGAAAAGACCGGGUGUGGAAGCACUGAUUUUAACUUGUUUAAUUAUAACUGAUUAUAAUAUAUAAUAUAAUUAAUUAUAACUGAUUAUAUUAUAAUUAUAAUUGUUAGGAUAUGUAAACGCACCACAAUGGUUCUGUUAGUCCCUAGAUUCGCAUUACGUUUAAGUUGGCAACUAGCCCUAUGUUUUAUUUUGUCUUUAUGUUCCCCCCAUUGCUUUUACCUCUGUUCCCGCGCUUGUGUGUGCAUAGCUCAGCCAAAUAAAGCUACGUUUUUCUAAGAA